This is a messenger RNA of Dalotia coriaria, 1665 nucleotides long. RefSeq names its product delta(24)-sterol reductase-like. The transcript has 7 exons. Gene Ontology annotation, molecular function: Delta24(24-1) sterol reductase activity; FAD binding. The record is from RefSeq and is a predicted model, not a curated record. Gene Ontology annotation, cellular component: cytoplasm; membrane. Gene Ontology annotation, biological process: steroid metabolic process. Lineage: Eukaryota; Metazoa; Arthropoda; Insecta; Coleoptera; Staphylinidae. The coding region runs from base 93 to 1604 and encodes 503 amino acids.
UAUCGUGUGAUUCAGUGAGUAGAGCGCAGCGUGCGCGUCAGUGACUUUGUGAGUUGACUUAAGUCGGUUUUUGGUUGUUUAUUAAACCGAAAAUGCCGCACAAACCGGACGGGCUCGUCGAGCACAUUCUUGUCAAUUAUCGCUGGGUGUUCGUGUGCUGCUUCCUUCUGCCGGCGUCUUUCUUCUAUAAUAUUUGGUUCUACUUUCGCAAUUGGGUUGUGUUUACGCUGAGCAGUGCGCCGGACAAGCAUGAUGAGCGUGUUAGGUUCAUUCAGAAGCAGGUAUCCGACUGGAAUAAAGCCGGACGUAAGAAGAAGCUUUGUACCGCACGACCCGGCUGGCAGACGGUGUCCUUCCGCCGCCCGAAAUACAAAGAUGACAUGCAUCAAGUGGAAGUGAACCUCGUCGACAUUUUGGAAAUCGAUGCGCAUCGAAAGGUUGUAAGAGUGGAACCCUUAGUAACAAUGGGUCAACUCUCCGCCACAUUAAACCCCCUCGGCUGGACAAUCCCCGUCCUCCCCGAAAUCGACGACCUUACAGUAGGAGGGUUAAUAAUGGGCACCGGAAUAGAAUCCUCUUCGCAUCGCCACGGCCUCUUCCAACACAUCUGCACCUCUUAUGAAUUGGUCCUCAGCGAUGGCAGCGUAAUCAAAGCCACAAAACAGUCCAACCCAGACAUAUUCUACUCGAUUCCAUGGUCUUACGGGACGAUCGGAAUACUCACCGCGGUGGAAAUACAAAUAGUCCCGGCGAAACCCUACGUCAAACUCGUCUACAAAGCUGUCAAAGGGCUGAAAAACAUCGUGAAAGAAUUCCAGGCUGUUAGCAAAGACACCGAACGGAAUGAGUUUGUUGAAGGGUUGAUGUACUCAAAGGAUGAAGCUAUUAUCAUGACGGGAAAUCUUACAGAUAGACCGGAUCCAAAUAAUGUAAAUCCUAUCGGUAAAUGGUAUAAACCUUGGUUCUUCAUUCACGCAAGGAACAUGCUUGGAUUACACCAACCCGUCACUGAAUACAUCCCUCUAAGAGAUUACUACCAUCGGCACACAAAGUCUAUUUUCUGGGAGUUGCAAGAUAUUAUACCUUUUGGUAAUAAUGUAAUCUUUCGAUAUCUAUUUGGAUGGCUGGUUCCCCCGAAGAUCUCUUUAUUGAAGCUGACGCAGACUGCGGCUGUGAAGAAGUUGUAUGAGAAUAAUCAUGUUAUUCAGGAUAUGUUGGUGCCGAUUUCUGCUAUGGAGGAAAGUGUGAAGGCUUUUCAUGAGGAAUUCAAGGUGUAUCCACUGUGGUUGUGCCCGUUUGUGCUACCGAACGACGCCGGCAUGGUCCAUCCGCGCACGCAAACCUCCGAGAUGUAUAUUGACAUCGGCGUUUAUGGGGUGCCCACCGCCGCAGGCUUCCGGCCCAAAGCCUCCACGCGCGUUAUUGAGAAACUCGUCACACGUUUGAAAGGUUUUCAGAUGUUGUACGCUGACACGUACACAACUCGCGAGGAAUUCCGUGAAAUGUUUGAUCACAGCCUUUACGAUAAAGUACGUAAAGAAUUACGAUGUCUGGAUGCAUUUCCCGAGGUUUAUGAUAAAGUAAGUCGUCAGGCGCGUGAUUAAAACCAUCAUAACCUCAAUUAUACACUAAUAAACUGAAUAAAAAUAUAACAUAACCUAAAAA